UCGAGUGGCGAGACAAAGCACGAACAGAUCUAGACACAGCGAGAGGUCAUUUUCCUUUUUGAGAUAAGGAGGUAGCUUCGUCGCGGCUGGAGGAGAUGGCGGUUACGAUCGCGUCCGUGAAGGCGAGGCAGAUCUUCGACAGCCGCGGCAACCCCACCGUCGAGGUGGACGUGGGCCUCAGCGACGGGAGUUUCGCCAGGGCGGCCGUGCCCAGUGGCGCAUCCACUGGAAUAUAUGAGGCGUUGGAGUUGAGGGAUGGAGGAUCUGACUAUCUUGGCAAGGGUGUUCUUAAGGCUGUGAACAAUGUAAAUAGCAUCAUUGGACCAGCAAUUAUUGGAAAGGACCCCACUGAGCAGGUUGACAUUGACAACUUCAUGGUCCAGCAGCUUGAUGGAACCUCCAACGAAUGGGGCUGGUGUAAACAAAAGCUUGGAGCAAAUGCUAUUCUCGCGGUGUCACUGGCAGUGUGCAAAGCUGGAGCUAUGGUGAAGAAGAUUCCUCUUUACCAGCACAUUGCAAACCUUGCUGGAAACAAAACUGUGGUGCUGCCUGUACCUGCUUUUAAUGUGAUCAAUGGAGGAUCACAUGCUGGAAACAAGCUUGCCAUGCAGGAGUUCAUGAUCCUCCCAACUGGUGCCUCCUCAUUCAAGGAGGCCAUGAAGAUGGGAGUUGAGGUGUAUCACAACCUGAAGAGCAUAAUCAAGAAGAAGUAUGGUCAAGACGCUACAAAUGUUGGGGAUGAAGGUGGCUUUGCACCUAACAUUCAGGAAAACAAAGAGGGCCUUGAACUGUUGAAGGCAGCUAUAGAAAAGGCUGGCUACACUGGAAAGGUGGUCAUUGGAAUGGAUGUUGCUGCUUCUGAAUUCUUCAGUGAGAAGGAUAAGACUUAUGAUCUUAAUUUCAAGGAGGAAAACAACGAUGGUUCAAACAAAAUCUCAGGUGACAGCCUGAAAGAUCUGUACAAAUCCUUUGUUUCUGAGUACCCUAUUGUGUCCAUCGAAGACCCGUUUGAUCAGGAUGACUGGUCCACCUAUGCCAAACUCACUGAUGAGAUUGGACAGCAAGUGCAGAUUGUAGGAGAUGAUCUUCUUGUUACUAAUCCCACCAGGGUUGCCAAGGCCAUCAGUGAGAAGACCUGCAAUGCUCUUCUGCUGAAGGUGAAUCAAAUCGGGUCUGUGACUGAGAGUAUUGAGGCUGUUAGAAUGUCCAAGCGUGCUGGAUGGGGAGUGAUGGCAAGCCACAGGAGUGGUGAGACAGAGGAUACCUUCAUUGCUGACCUCUCGGUUGGCCUAGCUACGGGUCAAAUUAAGACAGGAGCCCCCUGCCGUUCUGAGCGCCUGGCCAAAUACAACCAGCUGCUCAGGAUCGAGGAAGAGCUUGGUGCUGCGGCUGUCUAUGCCGGAGCAAAGUUCAGGGCACCAGUGGAGCCCUACUAGACCCUGCCUUCUUAGAACCUGAAGAUGAGCAUGUGUUCUGGUGGUGCGACUUGUUCGCUGCAGCAUUUUAAUACAAGUCUGUAUCAUUACAAUAAGAGUAUGUCCUCGUGUACCAUGAGAGCUUGCUGUGUCAUGUGCUUAUGCCAUAUCACCAAUGGCUGGACAAAUCAUACUAGUGGUGAUUUUGUCGUGGAAUUUUAUAUGGCUACGGUCUAACUUUUUCUGGUGGUUUUGAUGAGUGACGAUCUGCACUCGUAAAGUUUUUGCCCAAACGAAACUCUGAACAGUUUGGGUUGUGUCA
This is a messenger RNA of Panicum hallii, 1737 nucleotides long. RefSeq names its product enolase 1. Gene Ontology annotation, biological process: glycolytic process. The transcript is spliced from 17 exons. Bases 96 to 1436 code for a protein of 446 amino acids. NCBI's taxonomy places the organism in Eukaryota, Viridiplantae, Streptophyta, Magnoliopsida, Poales, Poaceae. Gene Ontology annotation, molecular function: phosphopyruvate hydratase activity; magnesium ion binding. The record is from RefSeq and is a predicted model, not a curated record. Gene Ontology annotation, cellular component: phosphopyruvate hydratase complex.